AUGGUUUUUUCAGACCCCCUACAAUGUCGCUGUGUCUCAGCAGCAUCUCGCUACUCGGAGCUCAGCUGCAGUCAGUCUCAUGCGUUCGAUGAACUGGAGGCCAUCGCCCCAGGGUCCCCUAACUGUCAGUCACUGGACCUGCCCUCAGACUCAUCCUGUAGCCCCUCACCUAACACAGAGCUGUCUCCGGGCCUGGCGGCACUGACGGUGGGCUGUGACUCGGGGAAUCUGGGCUCCCUGUCCAGGGUCCAGCUGCUCCUCCUGGACCGCCCGAUGCCCGAGACCCUGCUGAGCCCCUUCCCUCCGGAAGAGGAGCUCUCACCGCUGCAGGACUGGUCCGAUGUCAGGAUGCAGAAGGAGCAGGGAUUGAAUUCAGGAGGUGUACUGAGGUCCCUUACAGCUGGCAGCAUCUCUGAAAGGUGUGACUCUGCAGGGAAAGUCCAGGAAAACAAAUCGGAUCGGUCUGACGGGGGUUCUGGGUCCCCAUCAUCAUGGAUCAUAGAUCUGAGUCCAUCCUGCAACAUGUUCACAUCCACCUAUCCUCCCUCCAAUCCAGAUUCAGAUGAAGGGGGCCCAACCGAUGAGGAGUCCAAUUAUCCUGGACGGGGGGAACAAGUCGAGUCCUCUGACGGAAUAAGGAGGCCCGGGAGUCUUGACAUCAGAACUGAGGAGAUACACAGAAGGAUGGAGGAGAGGAAAACAAAGGUGCUGAGCAUGCUUUCCAAACUGCAGGACGAAACACCUCGUCAGCAAAAUAGCAACAAAGGUCACUCCAACUUUGAGGACUUCGACUUUUUGGCAAAGUAUUGCAUUUUCAGUCAGGAGAAGCUGGCUGAAUACAAAAGAGCUUUUGAAGCAGAGGACAGUGAUGGUGAUGGCUACAUCUCCUGCUUUCAGGUUCUACUUGCUCUUAAAAAUAUCAUCCCACCAGAGCUGCUUUCUGAUGAAGAAGAGAUCUACGUCUACAGGAUCCUGGAGAUGGUGGACUUCAGAGUGACAGAUGGGCUGGUGGACCUGAGGCUCUUUGCUGUGAUUGCGAGCCUUGCACACAAAAUAGCCACCAUGGAUGAGUUUAUGCGAUCACAAAUCACCAACAUGGACUUCCGCUCCUUAGAAGUGAGGCUCUUCAAAGCAAAGCAACUGUUCCUGUUCCUCCUGGAGGAGCAGCAAGGAGACACUGGAUCUCAGCAGGGCUUCAUCAGCACGGAGCAGCUUCUUCUGGAGCUGAAGGCCGGAGGAAUCCAUCUGGAGCAGGAGGAGGCCAUCAGGCUGGAGCUGCAGCACACCCCUCCCCUCGACAUACUGGACUUCCUGGCCCACCUGCCCCUCUUCAUGCUCAUCCACAAGUCUGUUAUCGCCAACCCUCUCGAUGACUCCAGCAAACUCUGAGCUCCGUCACUGCACCGCCAGGUAUCAGCCUCACCUCCACUAUACAGUCAGUACUUUACAACCAGAGAAGCUUAGAUGAAAGGGAAUAAAUAAGGCACUGUGGUAAUAUGUAACGCCACAUUGAAAGUAUUCAUCUGUCAUAUUCUUAGAGGCCUAGACAUUCAUGCAUCUAAAAUAAAAAUAAAAAAUGGUGGAAAAGUUCACUCAAUUCCAAUAGGAUCACUGUGUCAUAUGGUCUGAACCACAAUUUUGAGCAGCAGAGUGGAAGAAAGGUUCACAUCAGCUUCUCUGAUCUUUUUCCUAUUUGUGGACAUCCACAAUAUCUCUGACUUUGAGAAAAAGAACUACAGGAAUGUCAACAAAAUGCUGAAAAAUGGCUGCAAAUACAAUUCUGCCAAGACCCAAAAUAAUCAGCUUUUCACAUAUCUGAUGCUUUUAGAAAGUAUUGCUAUAAGUUACUGCAAGCUUGUUAGCAAUGCAUGCUAACGGUUGCAGACAAACACAUUGUAAUCUCUCAAAGCAAGUAUAUUUAUAAAGCCUACUGUACUUCAACGUGAGUCAAUUCAAAGUGGUUUACAAAAAAACUUGUUUUAGGCCUGGUUUGCAGAGUAACUGCUUCCAAGCUAUGACUUGACAAAUGCUGUUUUUUGGCCGGCUUUUAUUUCCAGAUGAAAGAUGGGCAACACUACGGCCCCUAAAUUAAAUCCAUUUGUGUGUCUCUUUGAACUAAAGUGUGUAUUGAAUGCAUCAUUUUUAUUUUUUUUUUUCCCACAUCUAUUUAUGCACAUGACAUGUUGUGCUCCCACGUAUGGGAAUCCUUCAUAUUUGGAUCAUCAAUGGGAUGAUAAGAGAUGUGUAUAGAACAAUUAAAAACAUGAAAACGCAAAUAAAGCUGUUUCCUUUUGCUACAUUAUCUUUCAUGUGACUGUAAAGUGCUGUCUAUGGUCCUGAAAUGUUCUGCAGCACUGAACAAAGUCUUGCUCUGCAGUUGGAAACAGCUUCAGAUGCACCACAGAACUAUUAUAUUAUUUGCAAUAGAUUAAAAAAAAACGUGCUGCUUCGGGGGGAGGUUUAUUUUCUGAUGCAACAACUGCUUAUUGUUCUGCAGGGGAAAACAAUAUUUGAGCCGCUCAGACUGUUGUUCUCUUCUAUCCAACUUAAUCGACACUGAUGAAUGAUAUUCGAUAAGAUAUUCAUCUGAUAUAGUUUGAGCCAUUGUUUUGCUUCAGCUUUGCCAAUUAGAUACGGCCCUGCUCUCCUGCGGUGCAUACACGCUCGACAGACUGCAGCAUAGGAAACAUGAUGCAGUGUGACAGGCAGCAGAGCAGGAUUGUUGAAUUAGGGCGUAUUGUACACAACAUGUGUCAUCAUGGAAAAAACAUUCACGAAUGUUAGAGCAGUUUUUUUUUAAAUACUCUUAUGAUGAACCCCUCCUAAUCUUUAGUUUCACUGCAAGGAACUUACUUUUAUGUCAAAUGUAUCACAAUCAGAUUUCUUCAUUUAUUUCCGGGAAGUUUUGUGACAGUUGUUCCAUUUUAAAAUCUAAUAAAAAAAUCGAUAGAUUAAAUAACAUUACAUUAAAAUUGAAAACAAACAAUUAUAUAAACAUAACAAGUUAAAGUAGGAAUGUUCAAUGAAAAGUUUAAGUAAAGUUAAGAUAUUUAUAAAAACAUAAGAACUCUGACACAAUUGAAGUCCCCAAAGUCUUGAACAUUAUUCAGAUAUUUUUGUUUGGGCUCUUGAGAACAGACUUUUUGUUUAUUUCACCAAUUUAUUUACAGCUACAUUCUUGUACUGCUAAAUCUACUGCAGAAGUGAACAUGUUGCCCUAACUUGCUCCUUUAAAUCUGCUGCUAUUUCUAAUGAUGUAAUACAGUAAAAUGUCAUUUAAAAGUGAGUUGUAUUCUAAGUCAUUGGGAAGAACGCAUAACAAUUCCAGUUUUGUUUUUGCCUCCAGGAAAGAUGUUCACAUGUCUUGCAUACUGACUGAUCUAACCCCCAAAUAAAAAUCCCCCCCAGGACUAAUUUCAUGUUUACAGUGUGUCUUCUACAUCAUAACAGCAAACAUGUUUCUACAUGACUAAGUGUAGCAUAUGAGUUGAAUCUACCUGGUAAUAUUCUUAACAACUAAAGUAUUUUAUCAUCACAUGUAUGCAUUCACUUGGUCAAAUACUCACAUUUGUUACAACUGUACUUACUAAACUUGUGGUUUGUGAUUCGUAUUCAUGUGUAUGUCACUGACUAUUUGUAUUUUGUCUUUUAUUAGAAAAAAUGUGUUCAAUCAUCAUUUAUUUGUUUAUCCAAAUAAACUUUGAAAAGUGCCAAUAGAUUUGAAGGGUGUUAUGUUAAAAGGCUGACUGAAUGAAAAGGUGUUUCAAUCAGAUUGUGAACACAGUUUUUUUUUUAAUUUAAGAUGAUGAAUGUACUAUUCCUAAAGAUUUUGAACAUCAGCAAACCAUAACGCACUUCAGAAACCAGUCAUACUUGAAGAUAAUACAUAUUUUUGUGAGCAUGUUCAUAUCAUAAUGAUUUGUACUGCUGUUAUUAAAUGACUCUGGGACAACAAUGGUAAAAAUAAAUAAAAAUAUAAGCCUA
Eleginops maclovinus (Patagonian blennie) is the source of this 3984-nucleotide messenger RNA. RefSeq lists its product as uncharacterized. The transcript is spliced from 11 exons. Bases 1 to 1389 code for a protein of 462 amino acids. The record is from RefSeq and is a predicted model, not a curated record. Gene Ontology annotation, molecular function: calcium ion binding. Lineage: Eukaryota; Metazoa; Chordata; Actinopteri; Perciformes; Eleginopidae.